This is a messenger RNA of Brenthis ino (lesser marbled fritillary), 4416 nucleotides long. The record is from the annotation of a GenBank genome assembly. NCBI's taxonomy places the organism in Eukaryota, Metazoa, Arthropoda, Insecta, Lepidoptera, Nymphalidae.
AUGAGUGAACCCGAAUCGAACGCUGGGCCUUCGCAUUCCAGAAUGCGAAAAAGGAUCCCAGAUCCACCAUCUUUUCUCACGUCACCCAUGCAAAAAAUGCCAAACCGUGCAGGUCUCACUGCUAGAGAGAAGGUUAUCGCAAUGAACAUAUAUAAACACGUUGAGAGAACGUCACCUACAUUUCCCUGUAAGGGGGACAUUUUAAAAACAACAGCCGAAGUUAUGGGAACUUCUGUAAAAACUAUUUCAAGAAUUUUGAAUGACUAUAAAAUCAAAGGAGAAGUAUCCACGCCUAAUCGAUGUAAACCAAAAUAUGAAAUCGUAAAUAACUUGGACGAUUUCAUACUUUCAGCUAUUAAAAGGAAAGUCCACAGCUUCUAUUUUAAAAAUGAUCAACCAACGAUACAAAAAGUUAUGAGUGCUAUUAAUGAUGACGAUGAUCUUCCAUCAUUCUCUCGCUCUACAACUUAUAAAAUUAUGAAAAAAUUGGACUUUAAAUAUAUGAAACGCUCUAGAAAGAGUAUUUUACUAGAUAGGCCGGAUUUGAUGGUGUGGAGACGUAACUAUUUGUUAAAAAUUAAAGACUAUAGAAGAGAAAAUAGGAAAAUAUAUUAUACAGAUGAGACAUGGCUAAACGAAGGGCAUUCUUCAAAUUACGUAUGGAAUGACCAAAACAUAGCAAGCAUUCGGCAAGCAUUUUUAAAUGGCUUGUCAACAGGCCUCAAAAAUCCACCAAAAGGAAAAAGAUUAAUAAUCAGCCAUAUUGGAAGCGUUGACGGGUUUCUUGAAGGUGGAGAGUGGAUUUUUGAGGCUAAAAAAAGUUACGGAGAUUACCAUGGGGAAAUGGAUGCUCACAACUUCGAAAAGUGGUUUAGAAACGUUUUGGACAAAGUGGAACAAGGGUCGGUAAUAGUACUAGACAAUGAGCCGUACCACUCCAGGCUUGCAGACCGAGUGCCCAACAUGAAUUGGCGAAAGGCAGAUAUACAAGCGAGACUACAAAACAAAAAUAUUAAUUUUAGAGAUUCAGAAUUAAAAGCGGAACUGUUAUUGAAAUUUAAUAAAGACAAUUAUAAUAAAAAAGUUAUCGAUGAAAUGGCCGCUCAUAAAAAUGUAAUUGUUCUGCGCCUUCCGCCGUAUCAUUGUGAAUUAAAUCCAAUAGAAUUAAUAUGGGCACAAUUAAAAUCACAUGUUGGAAAAAAUAAUAAAAGUUUUAAAAUGUCUGAAGUCAAGGAGCUAGUUAGAGAAGGGUUAACAAAAAUUGGUACGGCGUCUUGGAUAAAUUGUAUAGAACAUGUAAAAAAAGUAGAAGACAAAAUGUUGCAGCUUGACGGCUUGAUAGAUGCUGUAACAGAUGCACCGACCCCUAGAUUUAUAAUACAUGUGUCAGAAGAAUCGAGUGAAUUAUCGUCUAUAAUGGCUAUUGGUUCUGUUGUCUCUGAGCAUACCAAUGUAUCUACUACUGAAGAAGAAUCAAAACAGUUAAACCCUAGUGUCAAUUCCUGUGCUACAGUUGCUGAAGAUGAAACGAGUAAUGUUGAAGACCUGUCCCAAACUUCUGGGGACUUUGACAAGGUCAUUAGGGGUGCAUGUAAGCCCUCAAAAAGUUUGUCCCUUGGGUUGGCAGUAAAGUCUUUAACCAACUCUCGGCAAGUAAUUACGAUACUUAAUAGGUAUGGCCAUACAAUUGGAUAUAAUUUGGCAGAAGAAUUGGAAACCGAAAUGACAUAUACAUCGAUCCAAGAUAACAAAGUUAUACCAAAAGGCAUUACUGCAGCAAAAGGACACAGCACCCACGUAGCGUUCGACAAUUUCGACCGCUUCGUUGACACAACUUCUGGAAAGGACACAAUGCACGACACAGUUGGAAUUAUUUAUCAAUUCUCUAGUGAUGGAACUGAUAAUUUUGAUGAUGGUGAAGCUACAACUUCAUCAGCGUCUCAAGUAAAUGACAACGAAAAUGGAGAAGGACCUACCCGCAAGAGAAGGCGUUUCAAUGAAAUAUCACGAGAAAUUCGGUCAUAUUAUUCUAAACCUAAGGCAAGUAUGCAGCUGAUUACUGUAGAUUCGUUUACCAAUACAACGGACAACGGAGUUAUGCAAAGUGAGAAGCAAAAAGUUAAAUAUUUGCCCCCCAUAAAUUCAUCACCAACGUCGUAUGCGGUAGUCAAUGAAACAUUAAACAUGGCUAAAGAAAUCGCUGAAAAAUGUCAGCAGCCAGAAAUUAUUGUGACAUACGAUUUAGCGAUAGCAAAAAUGGUAAAGCAAAUUCAAGAACAAGAAAAACCGCUAUACAAUAAAAUUUUUGUUAACUUGGGAGCUUUCCACACAGAGAUGGCAUUUUUUAGAGCCAUCGGAAAAUAUAUUGACAGCAGUGGAUUAGUGGAAAUAUUGGUGCAAGCAGAAGUAUUAGCCGGCGGCUCCAUGAAUAGCAAACAUUUCAAUCGUUGCAAGCGCUUACAUCCGCUAACCGCUGCCGCAUUACAAAUAUUACAUUUUGAACAGUAUUUAUCCACAACUAAUGUAACACUUGAGGCGAUGGAUGAACUGCUGCAAACGCAAAUACAGAAUGCAUCAAAUCAGACUGCGAAUGACGUCAACGAAACAAUCGAGUUACCAGAUUUAUUGAGUCGUAUUGUUAACGGUUAUAAAGAAUUCUGCAAUCAGACUUUGAUCGGAGAAAAAGGGAAAACUGCUCAAUUUUAUUACCAGUACUGUAAGUUUAUUAAUUUACACCAUCGGUUUUCCAGAAGUAUCCGCACCAGUAACUUUGAACUGUACGUGGACUCGAUUUUUAACAUGUCUGAUAUAUUUUUUGCGUUAAACCAGCCCAAUUAUGCCAGAUGGUCCUUGUUAUAUUUGAGCAAUUUAAUCAAUUUGUAUACUAAUAAUUCAUCUUUGGUAGCUGAAUUUCGUCGAGGCGCCUUUGGAAUUAGACGAUCUGCAGCAAAUUUUACUCGAUCACCGGUUGACUUGACGCUAGAGCAAACUAUCAAUGCUGAUGCUUGCAAUCAAUUGGCUGAUAAUCUUGCUGCUGACUCAAUAUCUGCACGUCAAAGAUGGGCGCUCAGUCACAGCAUGAGGACGAAGAUAUUAACAUCUAUCAAACAAAAUAUCGGAUUAACGAAAAAAGAUGAUACUUCGCACUCAUUGCAACAAAAGCAAAACGUGGAAGCAUGUUCUCAAAGUUAUAACUUUAGCAAUAUACCGAAAUUAAACAUUGCAACGAAUCAAAAUAACAAUUCUAAUUGGAAGAAAUGGUGGCAAUAUUUCGAGCUUUUUCUUCUUGCUACGGGUUUGGAAGAAGCCCCCGAGAAAAGGAAAAUAGCAAUUAUGUUACACACAAUUGGAGAAAAAGCUAAUAUGAGUUCUAGAUUAACACAUGUUCGACAAAGAUUAUUGCAAGAGACUGACCUAAAACUUGAAAAAGCUAUAUCUAUUGCUAAAACUGUCAUUAUGGCACAACAAAAUGCACAACCAAUGGAAAAUUCCCAACAUUCUGAUACUGUUUUACACAUAUCACAGUCAUAUACAAAGUCACAGUCAAACAAACAGUCUACGAGUAAAAACAGAAGUAACUCAAAUAAAAAUCUACACAGAGUUUUACUAGUCGACGUAGUCAAAGUCCGAAACCGCCAACGUUACAAUGUGUACGAGAGCUAUGGGAAUUUAUUCCCAUUAGCGAAUAGAGGAGUUCCCCGCGCACCACGCCGCGGACGAGGUCAGACGCGCUCCCGCCAAGGAUACCAAACGGCGAGGGUUGAAACGAAAAGGAAAACUGAAGGCGCCAAAACUACAAUCGGAAUUGAUGCAAUGAUUAAAUCAACACUGCAUCCCGGUGCAAAAUCGAGCGACGAAGUGCUCGCUAAAAUUGGAGAGAACCAGACUUUAAAGGCUAUCACGUUAACUAUAACAACUAGAGGCAUUGGUCUUGGUCUCUGUCAUCUAAAUUUUAUCGCAGUUUCCUACCACGAGAUAGUGGUCCCAAGCGUCUACGCACAAUAUCGUGUGUUCUUAGCAGUAUUAGAAGCCAAGCUUGAGAGCUUGAAAUCUGCUUACCCUCUACCAGCCCGAGAUUUGUGGAGAAAGCGGUUGACUACAAACGAUGAAGUAACUGGGGCUGACAUAUACAUCGAUCCUCCAGGUGACGGACUUGUAUCAGAUUCGGAUUCGGGAGACGAAACAAAUGUAAGUUUCGAUAACUUAUCACGACAUUAUAUGGAAGUACCAGAUACAACAACGAGUCUGACGAAGAAGAAGAACCUUGGAGUCUUAUUCUUCUGUCGUGCAAAACAGUUCAGGAGCUUUACUCUCAAAAGAUGUAGUGACGAUGACGUGACGGCGGACCAAUCAGAUAACAUCGAAAUCGAUGAUCAAGCUGAUAAUAUUCAAAUUGAUGACAUAUACGAGAAUAGU